GUCAUCGAAAUUGCAAAAGAGAAACUAGCGUGCAUUCAUGUGAUUCGACAGUGGUCACCUGUGCUUGUACGUUGUAAUCAUGCCAGACAGGCGUCGCUUUGGUCAGCACACCUGACGAAAGUCUCCAAACGACGAUGGCACAAAUCUUACACCCGGGAGCGUCACUUGGCCCAGGCAAAAACUUCCUCCCGGCGGUUGAACGUGCCAGGCGUGCCGAUGAGUUCCCUCUACCGAGGCCGCCGGCUCAGUUUGAUGCCCAGAACCCGCUGUCUUCCAUGACGAUCAAUGACAUAGAGGGUAGACUUCGGGACCUGUGUCACGGCGCCAAUCCACGGCUUCUGCUCGGUCUGGCAGAGCUAAACGACCAAGAGCCUCAAUCCUGGAUCCGCCUGGCUCACUUCUUGAUCCUGAGGGCCAAUGAGCUUCACCGUGAGGCCGGUCGCCUCAGGCGGCUGUACACUCUGGCAACGGAUCGACCUUUUUUGGCGUUGGCAUUUUUCGUGGGUGUUUUUGCCGUCUUGGUGGUGGCGUCUAUCACAGUUCCAGACGACUACUGCGGCGGACACUUCAAACCGGACAUCCAGCGUUUGGACAAGACCAUAAAGCGGCACCUUCACGGCCAGCCACUAGUCCACGACAUAGUGGUUCGCUACGUCACGGACCAUGUCGACACCAAGUCCCCGGAACGAGCCCUGGUGAUGUCCUUCCACGGCCCGCCCGGGGUGGGGAAGAGCUACGUGGGAGGGAUGAUCGCCGAGAGUCUCUUCUUAGACGGACUUAACUCCCCGUGUGUCCGACUGUCCAUCGCCACAAAACACUAUCCUCACCACGAUUCUGACAUCAUAAAGGGAUACAAGGACAAGUUGCACCGACUCAUUCCCGAGGCGAUCCGGAGUUGUCCCCGAACUCUCUUCAUCUUCGACGAGACCGACAAGAUGCCAGAGGGUCUCAUCGACGCCAUCAAACCCUACGUGCAAGGGGAUCCAGUGGACGGACAGAACUUCAACAAGGCGAUGUUCCUAUUUCUGAGUAACACUGCGGCCGGGACAAUCACUGACAAAUUCAUGGAACUUCGCAAGGGUGGAACGGACAGGAAGAACUUCAGGAUCAAACAGUUUGAGAACAUCGUCAAGCAGAGUGCGGACACGGCUGACGGAACAGAUAAGAAGAUGGGCAUGUGGCACGCGGCUCUGUUGAAGCACAGUCUGGUACAUGUAGUACCGUUCCUCCCUCUGGAGCUGAAGGAGGUGGAAAUGUGCAUCCGUGACGUCAUGUUGGACCUGGGGAGGGAGGCUGAACUCACCAAGGAAAUGUGGGACAAAAUUUCGGACGAGAUUUCCUUCCUGGAGAAGGACGGAGUAAAAUAUUCCGAGAACGGCUGUAGGGAUGUCCGCAGCAAGACACUCCUGCACUUGGGAAAUUAGAAACGAUAAUACUUGUUUACUUUCUGACACAUGCCUUUGUUGAUGUCGUUACCAAGUAAUGCUGCAGUAUGAGCAAUAUUUGAUAGGGGCAUUACCGUUGAAAUGUCUUGGAAAGGGGCCACCCAUUUUACAAUGCAAGGGAGGGAUUAUUCAUUGUAAGAAUUAAGGAUGUGUGAAGGAAGGGCCAAAAUGUACUCAACACCCUGACGCCCAUCUAGAGAUCAUGAUUCUCCCCGCGGCUUCAGGUAAACAGAGGGGAUGGUACAUUUCUAGGUUCAACCCAGAACUGAAAUUACAAUCACAAAUGAAGUUUACUUCCUGUCAUGCCCCCCGAAAUCUGUAGAUGAAGAUCUUGUUAAUGACCUUUUUACAGAAUACAUAUAUAAAGUUUACAAUUUAAUAGCCAUAAAGUAUAUAACAUACGUGUAAUUCAGUUUACCAAGUGUGAGGUAUAAUAUCAUCUAUAUUGCUGGGCCAAGUUUAAUUUUUUCAGGUCUGUUUUGUUUCUUUGAGUUUUGUAAAGGACACGUUUAGAAAUGGAUGGUUUUUAGAAUGCGUUGUGGCUGACUUUUGAUUGAUGUUUUGCUUUUUGUCCUUUGCAUAGGUCCUACACAAAUGUAUAUGACUGUUAGUAAAUAGCCUUUGUUCUCACUUACCCUUUAUAUUUCGUUAGCAACAAGUGUGUUCGAGAGCUUUAGAAUAUAGUAUCUAGAUCUAUGUAUGCUGACAUUGUCCAUUUUUUGGUGUAGAAGGUUGCUUGCAACUCUUUUUCCUUCUUACAUCCAUGUCAUGUGCCAGUUUCAUACUUAUGAAUGUUUGAUACAGCUGUUCUAAACAGAAGACAACAAGGCACUAUGGUGUCUAUGUGGCGUAUUGUAAGCAAAGGUAGCCAAUAUGAUCAACUUACAUUGAGUUAUAUUUCUAUCAGCGCAAGAAAUUUUCCUCAGUUCGGAAAUGUUGCUUUUACAGUGUCAGACAUUGAAAGGCACUUUAUCCAAGAAAAAUGGAAUCAAAAGACUUUUUUCAUUUGGGUAGUUGUAACCUGUUUCUGUAAUAAAGGUUUAAAAAUGUCAAGUACAAUCUGACCAACACAUAGUACACUUUGUAUUCCUCGAAUGUAUCAAGAACAGUUUUAAACCAGGUGUUGUUUGGUUUUUAUUUCUUUCUUCUAACACGCUCAACCUUAAAUGA
This is a messenger RNA of Branchiostoma floridae (Florida lancelet), 2615 nucleotides long. RefSeq names its product torsin-1A-like. The transcript has 6 exons. Gene Ontology annotation, molecular function: ATP hydrolysis activity; ATP binding. Lineage: Eukaryota; Metazoa; Chordata; Leptocardii; Amphioxiformes; Branchiostomatidae. Bases 135 to 1424 code for a protein of 429 amino acids. The record is from RefSeq and is a predicted model, not a curated record.